This is a messenger RNA of Achroia grisella, 1986 nucleotides long. RefSeq lists its product as uncharacterized. The record is from RefSeq and is a predicted model, not a curated record. The transcript is spliced from 2 exons. Lineage: Eukaryota; Metazoa; Arthropoda; Insecta; Lepidoptera; Pyralidae. Bases 1 to 1986 code for a protein of 661 amino acids.
AUGGAUUCUUUAGUAAAUGUACAAUUAGAUAUUCAAAAUAGAAUGUCUAGGGCGAGGCAAAAUUACAAAAAGUCUCCUAAGGACAGAGUAACUGAACAAUAUGUUGAAAUUAGAUUGGAAUCAUUAGAACAAUUAUGGUCUCAAUUUAAUGAGACUCACCGUGACAUUGUGAAGUUAUGGCAGGGUGAAGAAUGUUCAUAUUUUGCGGAUGACAUAAUUGAAGCUGUAGAGGAAUUAUAUAUAGAUUACAAAACCGAACUGAAAUAUUCACUCGCCUCCUUGCAGAGUACAAAUCGAGUGGUAUCAAAUAAUUGUACUCAUAGUCCGGCAUCAACAAGUAACAUUCAGAUGCCGCGUAUUGUAAUUCCAUAUUUUUCAGGCCUAUAUACGGAAUGGGUUACAUUUAGAGAUUUGUAUAUUUCCCUUGUGCAUACAAACGAUCAACUUGACAAUGUACAAAAAAUGCAUUAUUUGAAAGCUUAUCUAACUGGUGAAGCGGAACAGCUUCUCAGACAUAUACCAAUUGCAGAUGUAAAUUAUGAACGAUGUUGGAUGUUACUUAAUAAUAGAUACAAUAAUAAAAAAUAUUUGUCACAUACUAUAUUAAAACGAUUAUUAAGUCAAAAGAAUAUUGCUUAUGAAUCAUCCAGUGGUUUAAAAAAUCUAAUGGAUACUACAAACGAUUGCUUAAUUUCAUUAACUACUCUUGGUAUAGAUGUCAGUACUUGGGAUGCUAUUGUUAUCCAUAUACUUACUUUAAAGCUUGAUACAGAGUCUAGGAAACAAUGGGAAAUUAAUAUAACUAAUAUUAAUUCUUCGGAGGAGUUACCUACCUUCAGUCAGUUUAAUGAAUUUAUCACCAAACGUUAUCGAGCUCUCGAGUUCCUGGAUUCUAAAUCAACAACUGUAACAGAUAAUAAACUUAAAACUAUGCAUGUGUUACAUAACAAUCAGUGUACUUUCUGUUCUGGAAAUCAUAAAAUAUCUUUAUGUAAAAACUUUGCAAAUCAAAAUGUAAACUCUCGUCGCAACUUUGUCCAAAACAAUAACAUAUGUUUUAACUGUCUGGGGAAUAAUCAUUCUGCUGUAUCCUGUAAAAGUAUUAAUAGAUGUCGUAUAUGUAAAAAGCAACACCACUCAUUACUGCACCCUAAUAAUGUAGACACUUCCGAUUCUAGUGGUAAAACGAAUUCUACUACCAAUGAUGCAGAGAGUAACUCAAAAAGAUUAUCAGCGUUCUUUUCAUCAGGUUCUGUAAAAUGUAAUCACGUAUUGCUACCUACUGCGUUAGUCAAAGCUGUAUCAGAGACCGGAAAGCAAUUUGUUAUCAGAGCAUUGUUAGAUCAGGGGUCGCAAACUUCUUUCAUAUCUGAGGCGACCGUUCAAUAUUUAGGUCUCAAGAAAACAUCAAUAAAGGAAUAUGUGUCAGUUUUAGGUGGAGAUAUGAAUAUAUCAUCUGAAGCUAUAGUUACUAUUAAUCUUCGUUCAAUGGUCGAUCCGAGCUACAAGAUGUCAGUGAAGGCUUAUGUGUUGAAAUCAAUCACUAGUUUUCUUCCAGAUAAGAAACUAGAUUCACUGGAAUGGCUUGAAUCACUAAACAUUCAAUUAGCAGAUCCGAAUUAUCACACUCCUAAUAAAAUUGACAUCUUAUUAGGAGCUGAGGUUUAUAGCAAAAUAAUUCUAAAAGAUGUAAUAAAGGCACCACAUGAAACAUCGGUAGUUCAAUGCACAUCAUUGGGUUGGAUUAUCACUGUUCGAAAUUUGAAUUCAAACAGAAGUGUAGUUCAAAGGCGAAGUUACAAAGUUUAUGUGUAUGAUCCAAACAAGUUUAUGGGUGGGAACACAGAUGAUUAUUCAGUUGUUUUCCGGGCGGAUGACUCGCGGCCGUGUACGGCCGUAUGCAGAAAUUCUACGCCCAGUAACCAAAUAUUUACACUAGCUCACAUUCAGAAUUCACAGUUACACGGUACACUAUUACCACAAUAG